This is a messenger RNA of Penicillium canariense, 651 nucleotides long. RefSeq lists its product as uncharacterized. The transcript is spliced from 4 exons. The record is from RefSeq and is a predicted model, not a curated record. Gene Ontology annotation, molecular function: iron ion binding; heme binding; monooxygenase activity. NCBI's taxonomy places the organism in Eukaryota, Fungi, Ascomycota, Eurotiomycetes, Eurotiales, Aspergillaceae. The annotation marks the transcript as partial.
GCAUGGGUCAAAUUCGAUCUCAGCUCCAGAAAAGCCAAGAACAAGUUCAUAACGGAUGCACUGGGAGUCGUCGAGGCACAUUUACGUCUAUCUGACGUUGCCCGGAUAAACACCGAUAAUGGAUACAAGACAGUUCUCUCGCCUAAAUUUGCGAAGGAAAUUGCCAGAGCUCCUUCGCUCAGCUUCGGCAAGCACAUGGACGCUGAAUUCCAUACCAAUAUUCCAGCCUUUGCUCCAUUCAAACAGUUUCAUCCAGACAGCAUCUUCCUAGAGGGAAUGCUAUGGAACCGCUCUCGGAUGAGGCCUCAGUCUCCUUUCAGAGUUAUCUUUCAGAAAGCCCAGUGGCAUAAUAUUCCUCUGAAAUAUACAAUGACUAAAAUCAUAGCCCAAGUGUCAUCCAGAAUAAUUUUGGGUGAAGGUAUCUGCCGAGACCCUGAGUGGCUCCAUAUCACGACCAACUACACAGUGGACGCUUUCAGGGCGGCAGAAGAACUGAAACUGUGGCCUAAGGCUUUUCGCCCCGCGGUUGCUCGAAUGUCUGGGUCCUACCGGAAGGUUCAUAAAGGGUUUCAAGCUGCGAAAAACAAAAUUGGCCCUCUAUUAGAGAAGAGAUAUAACGAAAAAGCUAAAGCAUUACGAGAAGGGGGGUGA